GAUAUUUACCCAGCAGUGCGGCGUUUCUUGCUCGAAAGCGGCUUAAAUCGAACUCUCAAGGCGCUAGACAAGGAGACGUCUGCUCUUGAAGAUGUGCCUGUGGUGAAGCCCAAGAAGGCCAAGGCUUUGGAGCCUUUGGAGCUGGUGGCUGCCUGCCAGACAUGGCUUGCCCAAAGAGAAGCAGCGGAACCCGCGGAAACCGCUGAAAGCAAAGCCACUGCGCCCGAGUCGAGGCCCAACAAGAAAAGAAAACGAGAAGGUCAAACUCAGGCCUUGGCCGAACCAGUCGUUGAAACAGAGGUCCAGGAAGAAGCGGAGGCACCAGAGGUUGCAGAGGUCAGUGUGAACAAGAAGUCCAAGAAGCCAAAGAAGGAAGACAAGGAGGAUAAGAAGAGCACUCCAUUCAAACGCAUUGAUGAUGACAAGUGGAAGGCAACGAUCAAGGACGAACGACUGCUGGACAACACACAUCUUGCCAAGCAGAAGUUUGGUUUGUCGAAGGGCGACAGCUGGGCAGACAAAGCGUCCGAGGACUUGCUGAAAGUCAAGGGCAAAGGUUUCCGGAAAGAAAUGGCAAAGAAAAAGCGAGCCUCUUGGAGAGGCGGCGGUGAAAUUGAUCAAGGUGUGAAUUCCGUCAAGUUUGAUGACAGCGACGAUGAGUGA
Messenger RNA from Cladocopium goreaui, 663 nucleotides. NCBI's taxonomy places the organism in Eukaryota, Dinophyceae, Suessiales, Symbiodiniaceae. The record is from the annotation of a GenBank genome assembly.